AUGUCCGUGACGGCAGGCAAGAAGGUGGAGUUUGAAAAAGACAUUCAACGCCUACAAGGGCUACGCACCGCGCCGAACACAGAAAAGGACGCUGCAUCAAGCGAGGACAAAGAGGAGUAUGUGCUGGUGGCUGGGUGGGAGAGCCGAAAGAUGCACUUUGCGAUUGCCGACACGGACAUUGGCCCCAAGUUGACGGCGUUUACGAGCCUGCUCGAAGGCCGGGAGUCGCGCCACGACCGACGGCUGUUGUAG
This is a messenger RNA of Sporothrix schenckii 1099-18, 252 nucleotides long. RefSeq lists its product as uncharacterized. The record is from RefSeq and is a predicted model, not a curated record. The transcript has 2 exons. The coding region runs from base 1 to 252 and encodes 83 amino acids. NCBI's taxonomy places the organism in Eukaryota, Fungi, Ascomycota, Sordariomycetes, Ophiostomatales, Ophiostomataceae.